AUGGUAAAUAAAAGGAUCUCCCUGCCCCCCGGGAACCUGCCGCAUCCUCGGUGCAUCCUCUCUCUACCCCCGGAGCCAGCCGGAGCCAGCCGGAGCCGGCCGGGGCCAGUCGGGGCCAGCCGGAGCCAGUCGGGGCCAGCCGGAGCCAGUCGGGGCCAGCCGGAGCCAGUCGGGGCCAGCCGGAGCCAGCUGGAGCCAGCCGGAGCCAGCCGGAGCCAGCCGGGCCAUCCGGGGCCAGCCGGAGCCAGCCGGAGCCAGCCGGAGCCAGUCGGGGCCAGCCGGAGCCAGCCGGAGCCAGCCGGGGCCAGCCGGGGCCAGCCGGAGCCAGCCGGAGCCAGUCGGGGCCAGCCGGAGCCAGCUGGAGCCAGCGGAGCCAGCCCGGAGCCAGCCGGAGCCAGUCGGGGCCAGCUGGAGCCAGCCGGAGCCAGUCGGGGCCAGCCGGAGCCAGCCGGAGCCAGCCGGAGCAAGCCGGAGCUAGCCGGAGCCAGCCCGGAGCCAGUCGGGGCCAGUCGGGGCCAGCUGGAGCCAGCUGGAGCCAGCCGGAGCCAGUCGGAGCCAGCCGGGGCCAGUCGGGGCCAGCCGAGCCAGCUGGAGCCAGCCGGAGCCAGCCGGAGCCAGCCGGAGCCAGCCGGGGCCAGCCGGAGCCGGAGCCAGGGGCCAGCCGGAGCCAGCCGGGGCCAGCCGGAGCCAGCCGGAGCCAGCCGGAGCCAGUUGGAGCCAGCCGGGGCCAGCCGGGGCCAGCCGGAGCUAGCCAGGGCCAGCCGGAGCCAGCCGGAGCCAGCCGGGCCGUGGCCAGCCGGAGCCAGCCGGAGCCAGUCGGGGGCAGCCAGAGCCAGCCGGAGCCAGUCGGAGCCAGUCGGAGCUAGCCGGACCCAGCCAGCCAGGGGCCAGUCGGGGCCAGUCGGGGCCAGCCGGAGCCAGCUGGGGCCAGCCGGGGGCCAGUCGGAUCCAGCCGGAGGGCCAGUCGGGGCCAGCCGGGGCCAGCCAGGGCCAGCCGGAGCCAGCGGGGGGCAGCCGGAGCCAGUCGGGGCCAGUCGGGGCCGGAGCCAGCCGGAGCCAGCCGGAGCCAGUCGGGGGGCAGCCAGAGCCAGCCGGAGCCAGUCGGGGGGCAGCCGGAGCCAGUCGGGGCCAGUCGGGGCCAGUCGGACCCAUUCGGGGCCAGUCGGGGCCAGCCGGAGCCAGUCGGGGCCAGUCGGGGCCAGUCGGGGCCAGCCGGAGCCAGUCGGGGCCAGUCGGGGCCAGUCGGGGCCAGCCGGAGCCAGGGAGCCAGUCGGGGGCAGCCGGAGCCAGUCGGGGCCAGUCGGGGCCAGUCGGGACCAGUCGGGGGCCAGCCGGAGACAGUCGGGUCAGCCGGAGCCAGCCGGAUCCAGUCGGGGGGCAGCCGGAGCCAGUCGGGGCCAGUCGGGGCCAGCCGGACCCAUUUGGGGCCAGUCGGGGCCAGCCGGAGCCAGUCGGGGCCAGUCGGGGCCAGUCGGGGCCAGCCGGAGCCAGCCGGGGCCAGUCGGUCGGGCCAGCCGGAGCCAGUCGGGGCCAGUCGGGGCCAGCCGGAGCCAGUCGGGGCCAGUCGGGGCCAGCCGGGGCCAGUCGGGGCCAGUCGGGGCCAGCCGGAGCCCGCCCGUGAUCUCCCGGCCGUCACCGAGGACUGGUUCCCGGACGCUUCAGACCCCGAGUAGAGUGCGUGGUCGUGCCGGCGGCUUUGCGCAGGAAGCGGUACAACCAGAGCUCAGCCUCUCCUCGGGGAGCCCGGCCACUGAUCGGGGCGCUGCUACAUGGGGCGCCUGGCUGCUACCUGGAGCGCCUGGCUGCUGCUGCUCGGGGAGCCGCUACUCGGGGCACUUGGCGGGACGGAUGAUUACGGGGGAAAAAAUCCACCUGCGGGCGGAUGAUUUCAGGCUACGGGCCGCAUUCAGCCUGGGGUCGUAG
Molecule: messenger RNA, 1923 nt
Organism: Leucoraja erinaceus (little skate)
Lineage: Eukaryota; Metazoa; Chordata; Chondrichthyes; Rajiformes; Rajidae
Product: collagen alpha-1(I) chain-like
Exons: 3
Coding region: 1-1923 (640 amino acids)
Source: RefSeq, a predicted model, not a curated record